UCCGAGGUUGCCCGGCCUCCCCGCGGCCUCGAGCCGGCGCCUGGGGGCUGCCGGACAGCAGCCUUGUUGGAAGGAAUGCGUUUUAUAUAGGUGAAAUUUAAAACAUGCAAAAACAACAACAAAAAAGCCCACAUGAGAGCGCUGGGAGGUGCAGUCAGGAAGACUCCCAGGGCCUGCUGGCCAGCUAGCUGAGCAGAAUGGAUGCGAUCUAGGUUGAGUGAGAAACCCCGGCUCAAAAACCAAGAUGAAGUGCGGCCUCCACAUGCAUGUUCGCGCACAUACACCCCCACACAAACACGUUCUCCACCAAUGUCAGAGGCCUAGCUUCCUGCACACAGAUGUGUGGACGGCCUGUGUCCUGCAGGUGCGGUGGUGAGCAGCUGAGAACAGCUGUGUUGUGAUUUGGCCCCUAGCUACCUGCUUUCACUCUCCGGCCCUGCCCCUUUCAUCCAAUCUCUUGGGACCUUGGACCAUGAUACCUGCCAGGCUUCUCGCUGCAAAAUGUCGCACCAUGUCAGAGGGUGUGGUGCUGUGGACUCUGUGUACACGAGCUGACUUCAAGCCCAGCCAGCUCCUUCCUCUGCAGGCGUUGUCCAGAACACUGUCGGUGGGCUGUGCAGACUGCACCAAGCAUCGGGAGCCCCCAGGAAAGAGGCCACUAUCUGAGAAAAAAAUGAAAAAGCAUUUUGUGGACCGCCGGAGAGUGUUGGUCCGUGGAGGACACGGCGGCUCUGGCAUGAGCUGCUUCCACAGUGAGCCCCGCAAGGAAUUUGGAGGUCCCGACGGAGGGGAUGGCGGCGACGGUGGCCAUGUCAUCCUGAGAGUGGACCAGCAUCUCAAGUCUCUGUCAUCGGUCCUGUCCCAGUAUCAGGGUUUCAGUGGAGAAGAUGGGGCCAGUAAGAACUGCUCUGGACGAGGUGGUACUGCCCUCUACAUCCGGGUCCCUGUGGGCACUUUGGUGAAGGAGGGAAGUGAGAUUGUGGCUGACCUGUCCCAUCCCGGUGACGAGUACAUCGCUGCAUUUGGGGGUGCAGGAGGAAAAGGCAACCGCUUUUUCCUGGCCAAUGAUAACCGUGCCCCUGUGACAUGCACCCCUGGACAACCUGGACAGGAGCGCCUUCUCUACCUGGAACUCAAGACAAUGGCCCAUGCUGGGAUGGUUGGCUUCCCCAAUGCUGGGAAAUCCUCGCUCCUCCGAGCCAUCUCAAAUGCAAAACCUGCCGUGGCUUCCUACCCAUUCACCACCUUGAAUCCCCACGUGGGGAUCGUUCACUAUGCAGGCCACCAGCAGAUAGCAGUUGCAGACAUCCCGGGCAUCAUCCGGGGCGCGCACCAGAACCGGGGCCUGGGGCUCGGCUUCCUCAGGCACAUCGAGCGCUGCCGCUUCCUCCUGUUUGUGGUUGACCUGUCCCAGCCCGAGCCAUGGACUCAGGUCGAGGAUUUAAAGCACGAACUAGAGAAAUAUGAAGAAGGCCUGUCUGAGAGACCCCAUGCCAUCGUUGCAAAUAAGAUCGACCUCCCACAGGCCAGAGCCCAUCUGCCCCAGCUCCAGGCCCACCUAGGGCAGGAGGUCAUUGCCUUGUCGGCGCUGACGGGGGAGAACCUGGAGCAGCUGUUGUGGCAUCUGAAGAAGCUACAUGACGCCUACAUGGAGGUCGAGCUGGGGCAGAGCCACCAGCCUCUCAGGUGGUAGUGACAUGCCCAGAGUGUCACACGGGGUUGGGCGGAUGUUGACUGUAAAAUGGCAGUUUUGAAUGCCUGAGAGAAAAUACUUAUAAAUAUUUGAGAGUG
This is a messenger RNA of Jaculus jaculus (lesser Egyptian jerboa), 1791 nucleotides long. It is a transcript of the gene Mtg2, whose product is annotated as mitochondrial ribosome associated GTPase 2. Bases 473 to 1693 code for a protein of 406 amino acids. Gene Ontology annotation, cellular component: mitochondrion. The record is from RefSeq and is a predicted model, not a curated record. Lineage: Eukaryota; Metazoa; Chordata; Mammalia; Rodentia; Dipodidae. Gene Ontology annotation, molecular function: GTP binding; magnesium ion binding; GTPase activity. The transcript is spliced from 8 exons.